This is a messenger RNA of Staurois parvus, 272 nucleotides long. The record is from the annotation of a GenBank genome assembly. Lineage: Eukaryota; Metazoa; Chordata; Amphibia; Anura; Ranidae.
AUGGGGCCCUGGGCACUAGGGGAUCAUGGGGCCCAUGUGUCCUCACCCACACUCCAACCACACCCAAAAAAGCCUAUGAAAGGUACCAGGGGCAUCUCAUGGUGCCCCCUACUGACCCUGGGCCCUCGGGCAGUGCCCGAGUUUCCAAAUGGUCAGUCCGCCCUUGUGGGGACCUGAUUCAUAUUGCUGUGGCACUGCCCCAAGCUUCACAGAUACUGGCUCUGAGUGCUGAGUAUUAUUAACCAGGCCUAUCAACUUCAGUUAUCAUUGGA